GUCGUUCGUUGGAUGUUUUGUUACCUUUUUGUUUUGGAAGGUUAAUUUCAAGAACGAAAAGCUAGGGAAUUGUGUGUGUGUCUCCUCCGACUCUACUUUCUUUCGGUUAAUUUCAAGAGCGAAAAGCUAAGGAAGGCAGAUCGCAAGCUUAACAAAUACGUCGAGCCGACAAACAACUAGGACAAACCGAAGGAGGAGAAAGAGUUUCGGCAGCAGCAGCUAUGGCAUCCGGAGAUGAAAAAGUAUUCCAUCCCAGCAAGCUAAAUGAGAAUGUCAAAAAGACGCAGUAUGCAGUUCGAGGGGAGCUCUACUUGCGUGCGCAGGAGCUGCUCAGCCAAGGAAAAGAGAUCAUCUUCACAAAUGUGGGCAAUCCUCAUGCCUUGGGCCAGAAACCGCUGACAUUCUCUCGACAGGUGAUGGCGCUCGUUCAGGCACCAUUUCUCAUAGAGGACCAGAACGUGCGUCUUCUCUUUCCGCCAGACGCUAUUGCUCGUGCAAAGCAGUACCUCAGCAGCAUGCCGGGGGGUAUCGGAGCAUACAGCGACUCGCGGGGAAUCCCGCUCAUUCGUAAGCAGGUAGCAGAGUUCGUCGAGAGGCGUGACGGCUACCCCAGCAACCCUGAGAACAUCUUCUUAACCGACGGUGCUAGCAAAGGCGUUUCCCAGGUCCUGCAGUCUGUCAUACGCAAUGAGCAUGAUGGCGUCAUGGUUCCUGUUCCCCAGUACCCUCUUUACUCGGCGACGAUUCAACUCUUUGGCGGUCAGCUUGUGCCCUACUACCUUCAGGAAGAGAGCGGCUGGUCGUUGGACAUUGACGAGGUGCAAAGACAGUAUGACGCAGCUAGGGGCAACGGGGUGAACGUGCGCGCGCUCGUGUUCAUCAAUCCAGGAAAUCCUACGGGACAGUGCCUUUCUGAGGCAAAUCUACGAUCCCUUAUCAACUUCGCUGUCCGCAACCGCAUAGUCCUUCUGGCCGACGAAGUCUAUCAGGAGAACAUCUACCAAGACGAACGACCCUUUGUCAGCGCAAGAAAGGUGAUGAUGGACAUGGGGCCGCCUGUGAGUACGUCCCUAGAGUUGAUCUCUUUCCACACCGUCUCCAAGGGACCUAUUGGAGAAUGCGGUCAAAGAGGAGGGUAUAUGGAAUUCACGAACAUUCACCCGGAGACUGUGGAUCAGCUCUACAAGGUCGCGUCCAUCAGUCUGAGUCCAAAUGUGGGAGGGCAGGUAAUGAUGGGGCUGAUGGUGAGCCCGCCGAAGCCUGGCGACUACUCGUAUGCACGCUACGUGGCUGAGAAAAAAGAGAUCAUCGAUUCGCUCAGAGCCCGGGCGCGAAUCAUGACAGAUGGGUUCAAUCGCUGUAAGAAUGUCACGUGUAAUUUCACGGAGGGAGCUAUGUACUCCUUCCCCAACAUACACCUCCCCAAGCGCGCGAUCGAGGCUGCGCAAAAGGCCGGCAAGGCACCGGACGUGUUUUAUUGUUUGCGGCUCCUGGAGGAGACCGGAAUUUCGACCGUUCCCGGAUCUGGGUUUGGGCAGAAGCCCGGGACAUUUCACCUCAGAACAACCAUCUUGCCUCCGCUGGAGAAGAUGGCCGGUGUCAUGGCAACGUUCCAAAAAUUCAACGAUAGUUUCAUGGCACAAUAUGCUGACUCGCCUGGAUAUGGCAGCAGUCAAGGCUGGUCACGAUUGUGAUUUCCCUCUCUCCCUCCCCGCCACCCGUCCCCCCCCGUCACCCCCAGACCCCCCUUUCACUGCUUCCGCCAUGCUGACUCGUCUGGAUAUGGCAGCAGUGAAGGCUGGUUGCAAUUGUGAUCCCUCCUGCCUCUCCUCCCCUGGUCCUCCCCCUUCCCCUGCAUCAUCCGCCGGAGUACUAAAGGGCCUCAAAGCGCAUAAUCGGCAACAGCCGCGGGA
Molecule: messenger RNA, 1913 nt
Organism: Chara braunii
Lineage: Eukaryota; Viridiplantae; Streptophyta; Charophyceae; Charales; Characeae
Source: the annotation of a GenBank genome assembly